AUUAGGCCGGUUUCCUGCUUGCACCUUGCACCUGCAUGAUUGCGCCGUACUGAGGCGAAGUGUGCUGAAAAAUCAAAUACUAUAAGUUUGUUUGUACUUUUUACCCAGAGCGAUCUUACUUACACCUUUUAUCCACAAGACAAACUUCCAAGUUACUCCCAAUAAUCUCAAAUCACUUUCAUCGCUUCCAGAGUCUUCCAUUCACCGGAACAAUAAUGGCUUUCUUAGAAUUUUUCAACAUCCUGCUAUUCCUUGGUUUAUUUUAUGCAAUUUUUUGUCUAAUUGUCGGUUUAUACAACGUCACAUUUCAUCCUCUCGCUAAAACCCCUGGACCUCGAUUACGUGGUACCUUUUACUUUCCAACUUACUGGGGCAAACUCUUUAAAAAAUGCGAUAAACUUGCUAACCAAACUGGAUUCACAGAGAUUUGGACAGGUGACGGGGUGGCAAACCCAAAGAAGCUUCAUGAUCUUUACGGAAAUACUGUUCGAAUAUCUCCCGCAACAGUAUCCUUCAACAAUUCUGAAGCAUGGCAAGAAAUCUACGGCCAGCAUCAUGGAAAGAAACCUAUCCCAAAAGAUAAAGAUGUGUAUUUCUCUGGAAAUGACGGAGUCGCAGACAUCAUCUCAUCCAACGACGUAGAACACGCUCGAAUCAGACGAGCACUAAGCCACGCCUUCUCAGAAGCUUCUCUUCGCGAGCAAGAGCCUCUAAUGAACGUAUACUUUGACCUCCUCACCCAGAAACUCUACGAGCAAAUCGACAGUCCCUCAAAUGACAAAGUGAACAUUGUCCGAUUCUUCAACUUCACCACAUUCGAUUUGAUCGGCGAUCUAUGCUUCGCCGAAUCUUUCGAUGCUCUCCGCACCCAGGAAUACAAUUCUUGGAUUGCCAACAUCUUCAAGGGUCUCAAGUUCGCACGUCUAUUCCGCGUCAUGCGUGCCUACCCGCUGCUUGGAAUACCCAUUUUGGCUAUGUUGGCGCUGUUUUCUGCACUGCAGAAGGCGAGACACAGACACAUACAAUACACGCAAGAUAAGACUGCUCGUCGUCUAGAUACCGUUACUGAUAGAAGUGAUUUCAUGAGUUAUAUUCUUCGUCAUAACGAUGAGAAAGGGAUGACGAGAGCGUCGGACAAGCUUGGUGUCGUACAACCGUUUUCCGUGGGACCCAGGAAUUACUUAGGAUAG
This is a messenger RNA of Botrytis byssoidea, 1190 nucleotides long. RefSeq lists its product as uncharacterized. Lineage: Eukaryota; Fungi; Ascomycota; Leotiomycetes; Helotiales; Sclerotiniaceae. The coding region runs from base 216 to 1190 and encodes 324 amino acids. The record is from RefSeq and is a predicted model, not a curated record. Gene Ontology annotation, molecular function: monooxygenase activity; iron ion binding; heme binding. The transcript is spliced from 6 exons.